This is a messenger RNA of Epinephelus lanceolatus (giant grouper), 9631 nucleotides long. The record is from RefSeq and is a predicted model, not a curated record. NCBI's taxonomy places the organism in Eukaryota, Metazoa, Chordata, Actinopteri, Perciformes, Serranidae.
CGGCCCAGGCGAGGAUUUUCACGAAAACAUCAACCGCAGACUGCGUACCAGUGCCAGCGGGACCCGACGCUAUGGAUCCAACGGCAUGACAGCCGAGUCGAUGGCGGUUUCAAAGUUGGAUAACGGUGUUCGGUCUUGAAGAGAGACGUUAGAAGCGUGAAACAGAUUUAACGGUAAUGAAUGCGGUAUCACUUGUUUGAUAGAAAGACAGAGAGAGAGCGAGAGAGAGAGAGGGAGAGAGAGAGAGAGGGGCCAAAGUGGACUCCCUCCCUCGGUAGAGCCGUUCCGCCCGAUGGAGGCUGACGGGACCUUUGCAGUGAGCUCCAGGCCCGUAAUGUCACCUGUGAAACGUCGACACCUCGUCGGAGGACGUAAUUAAGGAAACCCUCGCGCACACCUGUCUGAAGACUUCAUUUGACAACUUCGUAGCGAGCCUGUGUACAGCAACUAAAGUUAGCAGGUCAACGUUAGCUGCGGGAGGCGACCCCCUCGCGCAACAUGACUAUCAUAGAUAUCACUUAACGAGAGGUUACUCACCGCCUCAGGUAACACGGGACAGGUGAACAACGAGCUGUUUAACGGACUUCUUUCUGCUCAUGUUUUAGAAAGUUGCCUCGUUAUAUUUCACCAGCUGCACGUUGACUCCAACUCACUUGGCUUGGCUCGAGCAUACAAGAACUUCUUUUUUUUUUCUCCUCAUCAAGUGUCGUCUUCUCCGUCAGCCAUGUCACUCAAAGACAAUCCGUGUCGCAAGUUUCAAGCCAACAUCUUCAACAAAAGUAAAUGCCAGAACUGCUUCAAGCCCAGAGAGUCACAUCUGCUCAACGACGAAGACUUAAAUCAGGCCAAACCUAUAUAUGGAGGAUGGUUGCUGCUAGCACCAGAGGGGACUAAUUUUGACAAUCCGUUACAUAGAUCACGGAAAUGGCAAAGGAGGUUCUUCAUCCUUUACGAGCAUGGCUUACUUCGAUAUGCUCUGGACGAAAUGCCCAGCACUCUACCCCAGGGUACAAUCAAUAUGAACCAGUGCUCCGACGUCAUCGAUGGAGAGUCCAGAACGGGUCAGAAGAACUCGCUGUGCAUCCUGACCCCUGAGAAAGAGCACUUCAUACGGGCUGAGUGUAAAGAAAUUAUCAACGGGUGGCAGGAGGCCUUGACUGUAUACCCCAGGACCAACAAACAGAACCAGAAGAAAAAGCGCAAGGUUGAUCCACCCACUCACCAGGGUGGAGAAACUGCAAGCCAGUGUUUUUCCACUGAAGACAUGAAUGGACACCCAGAGCCCGGCCCCGCUAAGGUGACAGUGACCAGCAGCAGCAGCGGAGGAAGCAUCCCUUGCCUGCCCAGCAGCAUUGCCAGUGCCGAGCGCGUCCCGAUGAGCCGUGCCACUCUGUGGCAGGAGGAGAGCCGCUGGAGCAGGGCCACCAUCCCCUGCAGCCGCAGUGCCUCCUGUCUCAGCCAGCUGGGCCAGAGCCAACCAGACUCCACUAUCACUACUCAAGACGAUGGUGGCACCAUGAGCACCGGACGCAAGGUACGAGUGGAAAGUGGUUACUUCUCCCUGGAGAAGACCAAGUCGGAGCCUUCUCCACAGUCUGCACAGCACUCUCAGCCACCCACGCAUCUGCCCCUGUCCUCUUCACCAUCUUCCUCCUCCUUAGGAGCUCUCAGUCCCAGGUACAACUCUGAGCCCGAAUCACAAACUUCCCCUUUUCAACCCUCCCAAGAUCCUCUCCCUUCUCCAGGUGCACUCGUUUCCCCCAGCUACUCCACCAUCAGCUCCUCCCAGAGCUCGCUGGACUCCGAACCCAGUGGGAGUACACCCACCUGGGAGGGGCGCAGCGGUGGUGGAGGGAGCACCGGUAGUGUCAGUGGUGGAGGAGGCAGAGUGGGCCGGCCUGGAAGAGAGUACGCAGCCCUGUCUGAUGUGCCACGGGCUCGCAGACUGAGUUACCGCGAAGCCUUCCGCUCAGAGAAAAAGCGCCAAGACCUGAGGGCACGGACACGGAGUCCUGGCAGAGAGGAGGUGGCCCGGCUGUUUGGGGAGGAGCGAAGGCGUUCUCAAAUCAUUGGCCGAUUCGAAGAGGGUCAGCCUGUAGAGCGCAUGGACACAAGCAGCUCCAAUGAGCCUUCUGACAGCACCACGCUAAUCCAGAGACAAGGCCGCAGCGAGAGACGCUAUCUGGCUAAUAAACAUGAGAUGUCACUGGAUGCCGGCAAGGACCGCUCAGUCCCUGAUGUGUCCAGCUCCACUUUUGCUAAUUUAAGAAGAGCCAAGUCACUGGACCGCAGAGUCACCGAGUCCUCAAUGACUCCAGAUCUGCUGAACUUCAAAAAAGGAUGGAUGACAAAGCUGUAUGACGAUGGAAUGUGGAAGAAACACUGGUUUGUCCUGACAGAUCAGAAUUUGAGGUACUACAAGGACUCAAUAGCUGAGGAGGCUUCAGAACUGGAUGGUGAGAUUGAUCUCUCUACGUGUUACGAUGUCAAAGAGUUCCCCGUCCAGAGGAAUUAUGGUUUCCAGAUCAUGUGUAAAGAGGGAGCGUGCACCCUGUCAGCCAUGACCUCUGGAAUCCGUCGCAACUGGAUUCAGGCCAUCAUGAAGAAUGUGCGACCCACUAUUGCCCCCGAUGUCACUCGGAAAAACAUCUCUCUGAAACUAUCCGUUCUGAAGCCCAGGUUGGAGUACUUGUGUGUUGAAUAUCCUCCCCCCCCUCCUCGAACAGUGAUAUCCCUCCCUGAGGAGAAGAUAAAAGCCCAUGUCAUGUUGGAGCCGUGUUCACAAACCAACCUUGAGCAAAGCCCCAGUCCUGAGGCCCCCAAUUCGGAUGUCCACAGACAGCCAGCUGGCAACAACACCUCUGCCUCCCCUUCUGAGCCCCGUAAGAGUCGAGUUCGUGAGCGCAGACGAGAGGGUCGCUCUAAGACUUAUGACUGGUCUGAGUUCAAAAUGGAACAGACAGGAAAGCCCUUGAAGGAACGAGCAGACACAGUCGACCUCAGCUCAUCAUUCUCCACAUCUCCCUCAUACUGUUCUGCCUCUUCUUCCCCUUCCUCAUUAGCGUCCUCUCCUGUCUCUACCUCCUCCCUCCAAACUUCUUCUGCAUCAGGUGCUCACCCGCCUUCUACGACAGCAGAAGCAGAAAAGGAGAGUGUUAGGAGGGGUGUCCCUCCUCAUGGCACAACCAGUGCAACCCACAUGCCAAAUACUGUUACUGUUACCAUGACCUCCACGCUAAAUACUACACCGUCGGUACAGCCAUUGAAACCUGAAUGCCAAGAACAAGGAAAGAUGGAAGUAGACCACCCCGCGGCCAUGCAUACUGCUAGUGACGAUAAGAAGGACAACAAAACCUCAGAUGUCCAAGAAGAGAUUGAGCAGCGCUGGCAUCAAGUGGAGACAACACCAUUAAGAGAAGAGAAGCAAGUGCCCAUCGCCUCAGCUUCAGGAAACUCUGACAGAUUGCCUGCACAUGAACUCGCUGCGCUGCUUGACAAAGAGUUGGGACAGAAGCAACAGGAGCUGGACCGACUACAGAAGCAAAACAGUGUUUUAAAAGAGCAGUUGGAAGAUGCACUAGGGAGGGAACAAAGUGCCAGAGAGGGCUAUGUGCUGCAGAGUGCAACACCCCCUUCCUCUUCACCGCACAGAGUGCCAUGGCAACGCCUGCACAAGCUUAAUCAAGAUUUACAGGGCGAGUUGGAGACCCAAAAGCGCAAGCAGGACAUGGCCCAGCAGCAGAUUCGGACACUAAAGAGAAGCUACACAGAAGCCCAGGAUGCUGUAGGCCAGCAUGAGGCUGGCAUUCAGGCACUGCAGGCUAAACUAGCAUCUGCAAUGGCUGAAAUCUUGGCCAGCGAACAGGCUGUGGCCAGAAUGCGCAAUGAGCUCAAGCUUGAGCAAGAGCGCUCAAAGGAACAGGAGGAGGAAUAUAGCCGUAGUGAGGCCACAAUACGAGCCCAGCUCAAAGACAACGAAGACAGACUCCGGGAAGUAGAGGCCAGCCUCUUAGAGAGAAACCAAGCCCUUAGGCACCUAGAGCGCCAGCAGGCCUUGCAACGGGACCACAUGAGAGAAAUACAGAGGCUGCAGGAGAGGCUGCAAGAAGUGACUGCUCGGCUAAGUGCUACUGAGGAGGGUCAGGCACUGAAAGAGGAGCGACUGAGGCAGGAGCAGAAUAGUAUGCUAGAGAGUCAUGAGAGGGAAAGACAGAAUCUGUGUAGAAGAUUAGCUGAGGCUGAAACUGCAAAGAUGGAGAUGGAGAACCGACUGCUGGAGGCUGAGCAGCAGGUGGAGGCACUGUUAAGAGGGAGGCAGGCCUCUGGAGGAAAGGAAUGCAGGGAGGAAAUGGUGAAGUUGCAAGAGGAGGUGACCCAGAAGAAUGACAUGGUAGAGAUACUGAGGGAGAGUGUGCGUAGGCUUGAAGAAGAGAAAGGCCAUCUCACUUGCCGCUGUCAGGAGCUUCUUAACCAGAUUUCCGAGGCAGACCGUGAGGUGAAUAAGCUGCGCAAUCGUCUGGAAACGGAAGAGGCUGAUUACUACACCUUGGAGCACUCAUAUGAGAGAGCAACCCAAGAGUUUCAGAAAAUGAGCCAGUUCCUGAGGGACAAAGAGGAGGAGAUCCGGCAGACUAAAGAAAUGUAUGAGAGGCUGGUAGAACGCAAAGAAGAGGACCUGAAAGAGGCCCUUGUUAAAAUGGCUGCACUUGGCAACAGCCUGGAAGAAACAGAACAGAAGUUGCAAGCUAAGGAGGAGCUUCUUUGUCAAAUGAGUCAGAGUCUCUUAGAUAAGGUUGAGCCCUGUAGUGCUGAAAAGGAUCUGCAAGCCAAGCUUGUGGUUGCAGAGGACCGCAUAGCAGAGCUAGAGCAGCAUCUCAAUGCCCUGCAACUGGGCUAUGCUGACCUACGCAUGGAAAGGCAGCAUAUCCCAGAAGAGAGCAAGACUGCAAGACUUAAAACAUCAGUCUCCUUAUCAGCAAACACAGAACUCCUACUUUCCUAUGACCGUACAUCCAGGACAGAAAAUUUCCCAGAUGAUAAGGAGUCUCAAGCUAAGAGACCAAGAAUACGUUUUUCCAAUAUUCAGUGCCAAAAAUACAUGAAUCUAGAGGGCUUAGACACUACCCAUGUCAGCAGUACCUUUGCAGACACAAGACAAAAAGUUAGUCAGGAUGUAAAUGAAGACAUCCAUCAAAGUGAAGGAAGCAUCUCCUCUGAUAUCACCUUUUCCCAUAGUAGUGACCCAGAGAAGUUUAUCUCUAUCAUACAUGCCCUAGAGACUAAACUGCUUGCCACUGAAGAUAAACUAAGGAACCUCACACAGAAUCUAGAAGAGCCACGAUCCAUCCAAGCAGAAGACAUGCCUAAGAUUGAUCUAAAGAUGACAGAAACAAAGCCUAACCUUGACAAGGCGUUUAGUUGUGGAGUUGUGGUAAAGAGUAGUGCUGCCAAUAAGCAUUAUGCCAAGGCCCUGGCGUGUGUGGAAAAUAGUCGAGAGAAAGUCAGGAAUAUUCUCAGAGGCUCUCAUGAUACCACUGAUUCACAGCUGCACUCGUUGUCAGAGAUAGAGAAAGACUUGUUUGAUGCAUCACUGUACAUUCGACAGGGACAAAAGACACUGGAAGAGCAAUCACCAGCUGUCUAUCAAAAUCAACCCCCAGAGACCCUAGAUAAAGAUGCUUUGCACCUCUUUGCCAAAACGUUAUCGUUUGAGGCAGUCGUUUUGAACAAGAUGGCUAUGUUAAUACAGACUUCAAAGUCUGACCUCCUACAGUCUCUUGCAGAGAUAUGGGAAGACAUGGAGAAUGUUAAAAGGGGUGACAGAGAUUGCUUGGCUAUUGUUUAUGCUGAUGUCUUGACCAGAAAGUUGAUGUUAGAGAGUGCGUUUUGGAAAGACUUGGAGAAAGCUGAGACGGAUGUUGCUAAAUCCAAAGAGAGCAGUGUUACAGUUGAUGUAGAUGUUGAUGCCACAGAAAUCUUUAACACCUUCAUUAAAGCAGAGCUAGCCUACUCUAUUCAAAACCUUAAACUUUGCUAUGAAGAGAAAUUCAGAAUACUGAAAAGGGAGUUGACUGAAGCCCAUGAUAACCUGCAUCAAAGGGAAAAGGCUCUGAAAGCAAUUAUUGAAGCUUCCAAAAGGCCUGAUUUGAAAAAUGUAAUAAAAGAAGUCAAAAAUAACUUUGGGUUUGGUAAACAAAAGCAGUUAGCAGACAUUCGCCCCCCUGAACUCGCUCCCUACAUGGAGCAGAUUGAAAUGGAAGAGGCUAAAGGCUUGGCUGAGGAAAUUGUAGAUCGACACUUGGCUGGAGAAAUGCCCUCUUGUGGUGUCGACUGUAUUGAAUCACUGCAAAAUGCACAUGACAACCUGGCUAAUGAGCUUCAAAGACAAGCAGCAAUCCUACAUAAGUACGCUCAAGAGAUAGAAAGUGGUGGAAACCAUCCUGGACUGGCUAAAAUGAUCCAUGCUCUGCUGGGACGCCAAACGUCACAUCAUUUCACAAGUACCUCUCUUUGUAUGCGUGAAGCCCUGAUCCAGGCUCAGGUGGCUUAUGUGGCAUGUAGGUUACGGGCCAUGCAUGAGCAAGAUGUGGGCUGGUGCAAACAGACAGGUCAGAACAUGGAUGUUCUUGUCCAGCAGCAUGCCCGCAAUGUCAGUGCAAUCCAAGAGAAAUAUGAGGCAUCCUUGCAGGAUGAGCGCCUGAACUUCACACAAACAGUGUCCACUCUCCAGAAGGAGAACAGCACACUGAAGAGUGAGAUCAGCAAACGUAUGAACCAGCUCUCCCAACAGCAGGAGCAACUGGCUCUCUUGGAGGAGAAUUUCCAGAAGGAGACUGAAGAGCUGAAGCAGAGGCACAAGGAAGAGCUAAGCCGAGCAGAGAAAGGCCGUGCCUCAACAGAGCUGGCCCUCAUGGAGACUACAGCAGACAGUCAACGAAAGCUAGAAGUUCUGCUGGUGGACAUGGACACCAUGGAGGAACGGCACGAGGGUCAUGUGAGGAAACUAGAGGAGCAGUUUGAACAGCGGAUCUGUGAACUCCAGCAAAUCCACAAGCAGGAGAUCGAAAAGUUACAGUCCCAGUAUAUGGAAAACAUUCAGUGUAUCCAAAAGCACCAACAGGACAAAAAAGGUCCUGGGGUUUCCCACUCGCCUCCUUGCGAUGAUGCCACUACACCGAUGGAAGAGGAAGAGCAGGGGAAGGGGGAGGAUGUACAGAUUACGUCAGAGGUGGACUCCAUGGUGAUUCUAAAGGACCGUAUCCAGGAGCUGGAGGCUCAGAUGAGCACCAUGAGAGACGAACUGGAGAACAAACACCUAGAAGGAGAUGUGGCCAGCCUGAGAGAGAAAUACCAGAGAGACUUUGAAAGUCUUAAGGCCACUUGUGAGCGUGGCUUUGCAGCAAUGGAAGAAACACACCAGAAGGUAAUACAAGACCUCCAGAGGCAGCAUCAGAGGGAGAUUUCCAAACUUAUGGAAGAGCGAGAGAGACUAUUGGCUGAGGAGACUGCUGCCACAAUUGCUGCUAUUGAAGCGAUGAAGAACGCACACAAGGAGGAACUGGAGAAGACCCAUCGUUCCCAACUGAGUGGAGUAAACUCUGACAUUGAUGAACUUCGCUCACAGUAUGAAGAGGAGCUGCAGUCCAUCCAGAGAGAACUGGAAGUUCUGUCAGAGCAAUACUCUCAGAAAUGUCUGGAGAACGCUCACCUGGCACAGGCACUGGAGGCCGAGAGGCAGGCCCUCAGGCAGUGUCAGAGAGAGAACCAAGAACUAAACGCUCACAACCAGGAAUUAAAUAACCGACUGACUGCAGAGAUCACUCGGAUGCGCUCCUGUUUCAGCGGUGAAACAGCGCUGUCUCCACUCACCCAGGGCAAAGAUGUGUAUGAACUGGAGGUGUUGCUGCGAAUUAAAGAGUCAGAGAUCCAGUAUCUUAAACAGGAAAUCCACUCUUUGAAAGAUGAACUGCAGUCUGCUUUAAGGGACAAGAAAUAUGCCACAGACAAAUAUAAGGACAUCUAUACAGAGCUCAGCAUUGUGAAAGCAAAGGCUGACUGUGAUAUCAGCAAACUGAAGGAGAAGCUGCUCAUUGCCACAGAAGCUUUAGGCGAGAGGACUGUCGAUGGGACGGUCACAUCUGGAUACGAUAUAAUGAAAUCAAAAAGUAAUCCAGAUUUCCUGAAAAAGGAACGAUCAACAACCUCCAAGCAAUCAAGAGGUGUAAGGUCAAAGAGCCUGAAAGAGGGACUAACCGUGCAGGAGCGUAUGAAGCUUUUUGAAGCAAAAGAUUCCAAAAAGAUUUGAAUAUCAAGAAUUUCUUUUCUGUUUCCUGACCUCGGCAUUUGGUCAGACUGCUACGGCUGUGCCAGCAUCAGCUGAAGACUCCUAUAGGAUCACUCUUAAAGAUCUAUCAAGGUCACUUUGAAACCUGGACCUGCUGCUCCCAUGCCCCUGAUAAGUUGUCAUAUUUUUGUUUGUUUUUUUUAAUCAAUGGAAAAAAGUUUUACUGAAUCAAUCCUGUGUAAGGUUUCUUUAAAAAAAUUCUUAGAUGUUUAAUCUGUCCAAUAUGGAGACGUGUUAAAUAAGCUGUGAGAGGGAUACAUGACAGCAUUUUUAUUGAUCCUCCAAAAUGCCAAAACAGACAGCAAUACACAGUAUGAAUAAUAUAUAUUUCCCAAUAUGAAUUAAGUAUCUGCUGUAUUUUAUUAUUGUUACAGUUUCUAUAUCUAAUAAUUUUUAAUGUGUUUAAUGUUGCACCAGUUCUGUUGUACAUAACUACUGGAUAUAUGUAAGAGUAUGGUUUGCUAUUGAUUGUUGGGGCAUCUGCUGUACUAUAACUAUGGUUUGAUUGAUAGUGGAAAACAAUGUGAUGCUUAACUUGCUUAUGUAUGAGAGUUUUAUAAAAUGGAGUGUCUGUGUGUGGGGGGGGGGGGGGGGGUAGUGGGGUGGGAUUGCACUUAUCACUUGACUACUUGAGGAAGCUUUUUUAUUAUUUGUCUCAAAUUUGGUGUAGUGACUUCAACUCAAUUAUUGCAGUGCAACCAAACAUCCUGACUUCUGUCAAAUUUAGUGAACGACCGUGACUUGUUAGUGAUACUGGAUUUAUUCUCAAGUUUCUUAAAACCUGGAUUUGUGUUUGCUCAGUUUAGCCUUUGGUGUGAGAAUAUCAUCUCAGAAAACCCGGAACUAUUUAGGACUUUGCAUGACUGUACAGUAUCAUUUGAAUUGCAGAAUGAUCAUGUUGCCUCAUUUUCCUACUUUAUGCUUUAGUGUGAAACUCUUAACACUAAUAAGCUUUGCUUUGCAAGUCCUACUGUUUAGGUGUUGAGAUUGAAAUGUUUUACUGUAAGCGGCAGUCUUGAAGCACUUGGCCCAAUCCCUGACCUCUCACUGAAAUCUAGUCGUGCCUCAACUGAGUGAAGAAUAUAAACAUCCAUGAAACCUGUGCAGCUAUGGAUACACACUGUAUAGUAUUCAAACCACGCCUUGUAUAUAUAUGUAUGCCACACGGAAGACUUCUGUGUUUUGUUUUAAACUUGUACCUUGCUCACUAGCUCUAUAUGAAAUAUAUAUGAAUAUUUUUUAUUUUCAUUUGAAUGUAUAACGUCAAUUAAAUGAAGUGUUUGGAAA